Molecule: messenger RNA, 1395 nt
Organism: Saccostrea echinata
Lineage: Eukaryota; Metazoa; Mollusca; Bivalvia; Ostreida; Ostreidae
Exons: 4
Coding region: 109-990 (293 amino acids)
Source: RefSeq, a predicted model, not a curated record
CUCAUGUUUUGUAUACAACUACAUAAUUUUGGACAAGGCCGUAGGAAUAAGACUGGAAGUUUAUUUUUAAAUCGUCAUUGUUAAAAAUUAAGCACAAAUGUGAACGUCAUGGUUAACAAUAUAACGUACAACGUUAACGGACUAAAUCGUGAAAGUAUCACACAAGGCGUAUCAGUUAAAACUGUGCAGAGGAGAAGAAAAACUCUGCUGAUUUUACGCAUACUCUCCAUUGCUACGCUCAUGGUUUCCGUUUGUAAUCUUCCUGUUGGAAUUGUAAUACUUCUCUACAGAGGGGACAUGGAAUUUCCUCUCACUUCCGGAGCUCCAAUAUGGUCAGGAUUACUGGUCCUCAUCUGUUGCAUACAUGGUCUCAAAGUGUCCAAGAUGGACGUCAAUUACGAAACAGUGCCUUCCCCUCUUGCUUCUUUUCAUCUGAAGUCUUACCAUAACAUAAACCGAGUGAGCGUGUUAACAAGUCUUGCGUGUAUUGCCUUCUCCGCUGUCUAUGUUUUAUAUUGUGGACGAGAUUCCUUUAAGCCUGACUCUUGUCCAACCAGUGAAAAGGAGGAAAUGAUAUCAAAUUUAUUGGCGAUAUUAAUCUCUUUCAUUAUGAUAAUUUGUAGCAUCAUGGGUGUUAUUCUAUUUCGGUUAAAUGGCAAGGUAUUAGGACUGAAAAAGCUUUUGGAAAAGGGCUCCAAAGAAAAUGGUAAACCCAGACAAGAUCAAGCCGAAGUCACCACUGGUACUGUAAGACCUGAAAGUGUAGAACUUCAGCUACAUAGAAUUUCAGAUCUUCACAGAUUUGGACCACCGCCGUGUAAUAGUAAUUUUUCCUAUUCAACUGAAUAUGAUUACAGGACGACAGAUAUCGAAAAUACUUCCCACUUUCAAAGAAUUGGGUCAAGAUUGGAUUAUAAUUUUGUAGAUCUAUCGGAUCUACCACAUCAUAUGAUGAAUAUCGAAGAAAAAUAUGCUUACAAUGAUAGAUAAAAUAAACCAAGCACCGUCUACCAAAAGUGUUAAAUUGAUGUUGAGAAAAAAAUCAGCUCUGUUUUAAUGAAAAAAAAAAUGGAACGUUUGAUCGUUAUAAGCAGUACCCAUUCACCACCUUCCUUCAAAGCAAUACAUACAUGUAUAUGUAAAGAGUCAAAUCUAUCAUCUGGAUACCUAGACAAAUAUAUAAAAUUAUUACUUCUACAUGUAUAUAUAUGCACAUUGUUUUUGGUUCAUUUGGAUCUUAUUCGAUCUUGGCGUAUUCUUUCGACAGGGCAUAUUAUCGUGAAUAUGUGUCUGUUGUCAAUUGUCUUUAAUUAAAAAAGAGGCUAUAAUUUAAGUUUUCAAGAAAUUGAAAUCACAAACAGGAAAUCCCGCAACUUUUUAUCUGUAUAGGUUAAU